This is a messenger RNA of Caenorhabditis briggsae, 3942 nucleotides long. The record is from RefSeq and is a predicted model, not a curated record. NCBI's taxonomy places the organism in Eukaryota, Metazoa, Nematoda, Chromadorea, Rhabditida, Rhabditidae. Bases 1 to 3942 code for a protein of 1313 amino acids. The transcript has 18 exons.
AUGUGGCGAAAUGUGGUUCUUCGCUCGGACUCAAGAACACUAUCCGAGAAACGCUUGAUUUCAUCUUGUAUUCGUAUUCCUCCAGAUCCUGUCAUCGACUGUGUCAGUUGGGAGCAGGCAUGGGAAUUGUUGAAGAAGAUGGCAUGUAAUCCGGAAUGUCUCGACAAUAUUGUCAACUCUCUUUCCAAAUUUGCAACUCAAAUGGAGAACACACCAAGCAGUGUCGAUCGCGAUCAAUUCGACGCUCAUAUGGGAGGGCUGCUGCACAAAAUGAUUCAUACUGCCAUCGAGGAGUACGAAUCGUCGACACCAACUUAUAAAAAGCAGAAGAAACUUCAUCUCACCUGGUUGCUUAGUCAAAUUGCCACGUUUUGUUUCACAUUUCUUCAGAAAGGGACAAGCCGCCAAUUUUCUGCACUUAACACUUUGAAUAAGAUCAUUGAUGCUGGUUUGGUACAUGAUUUGUUUGCUUUCAACGAUGUCAUAUUUCAUUCGUCAAGGAUUUUGAAUAGAUCUCAUGCUUUUGAUUCUGAUGAACCCCCAACACCAUCUGGCGAAUCGUUCAACUCCAACGCAGACCAAAACUCAACUGUCGAUCACGUUUUCAUUUAUGGAGCCAACUAUAAGUACUACUUCCAAUUCUCCAGUUUACUCCACCUAAUAAUUAUUUCCAGAGACCAAUCUUUUCUUCCAUCGCCAACAGUUGCACCCACUCGCCAUAAGUCGGAUUUAAUGAAUGCUUUCAGUGACAUGGAUCCUGGCCAUGUUAUUGCCGCUCUGCACAACGCAUUAACAAUGCAACAACGAGAUGGCUCUAACCCCGUUUGCAGUCCUGCGCACCGAUGGAGGCAAUGUUGUGCACAUUGUACACAGAUUCUAGUCGCCAGAUUGUUGCUCUUCUUGACACAUGCUAAAAAAUUCCGGAAUCGACUAUCCGAGUAUCAUCAACUCCAAAGCUUUAUAUCCCUCCUGGAAACAACUUUAGAACCUCAACUACUAUGCAUUCUUCUGCAAGUUAAGCUCCACAACAUGCUUCUACCAGGCGAUGCUUUUUACUAUACCAACCAUAGUACAAAGUACGGAACCUUUGUCAAAUAUCAUGCGGCGCGAGUUCUGGUCUACGUCGGCAUUGGAGAUCAAGUUAAUAGUCGAGUCAACCUGUUUAAUCUAAUGACAUCCGAGCCGUCUCUAAAAAGUGGAAGCCAACAGAACGAGGACGACUACAUUUGCGAGACAUGUACCACGCCGCGUAGCCGGAGUACAUUUUCCAGAUCAGCUGUUUCCGUGGAAGGGGUAUUAUUGAAAGUGUUGGCUGAAGUGGCUGAACUCGUAAGACAGAGCCAACAUCUAUCUGCGAGUGAGCCAAUAACAGAAGAAUCACCAAGUGCGGGAUCUCCACCGGCAGUUCUUCCCAACCAAUCUGAACAGAAAAAUAUCAUUGAGAAAAACACAGAGAAGUUGACACAAUUGGGCUGCCAAAUUCUGAUAUCCCUGGAACAAUUGGAAGCACAUCUUUGUAAACUUGGCUUGGUUCUUGACUCGGUCCUUCUUCUCCGUCUCCUCCUUCACAAACUAUCCUGGGAUCUUGGUCUUGUUACCAAAAAACGGCCAGUAGCAGCGACUACUGUAGUAGAUCAUGUAUGCAAACCAAUCAACGAUCCGAGAGCUCACUCGAGUUGUAGUCUGGGAAACAAUAGAAAUUUCGGUAAAGAUAAAUGUUUUGAUAGGCGAGAGGAUAGUAAACGGGACAAAAAUUAUCUGCGCGUCGAUCAAGGAUCUCGAGCAUCGAAGAGAGUUCAUAUAAGACGGUCCAGCUCAGUUGAGAUUAUUCGGCCUAAACGGUUGAGUUCUGGUGCAAAGGAUAUCAAGAAUCGAGAGAGAAGGAAAAGACUAGGAACAGAUACAAGUAGCGGGUCGAAUCGUUCGAAAAAGACCAAUUCCUCUUCGUCAUCCGUUCAGAAGCAUCUGCCCAAAUACAUUCAAUCCCUUUUUCGGAGUCGUAUGGGGACAGAUCCGUGCAAGAGGACAUCGAGAAGUGAAUCCACCUUACCGCACAGAGAUUCCAAUGAGAGCAAUACAAGUGGCUCGGAUGCAGUGCUGGAAUUCACCAGAAAACUCCAGAACUAUCCAUUGACAAGAAGAGAGGCUCAACGGUUAACCUACAGAAGCAAUGGACAGCAAGAUUCCAAUGAUUCGAAAAUUGGACCAAGAACAAUGGGAUAUGUGUAUUUGCCGGAGCUGGAAAUUCAGGGAAUCUCCUGGACCAUUGACUGGAAACUCGUUAGAAGAAGGAACAACAAUGUUGUUGGACACACGACGUCCAUCAAGUCCGAAGCGAUUCCUGGACUGCCUUUGAUCGAAAUUCGCCGUCCAUCUGCACUAUCUCAAUUUGAAUUCGGCUACUUUGUCAACUCGCCCGAAUUGUCGGGCAGUGAAGUGUCCGAUUGCGCUCCUCUUCUUCUCAGCGGUCAGAUAGGUGGCAGCCGGAAAAGUUCUGAUGAAACCUCUCUUGGUGGAUGGUCGAGUCGUGCUUCCUCCGUCAUGAGUCAACGUUCAUCUCGAUCCAGUGUCGGCCUUCGACUUUCUACAUUCUCUGGAGGAACCAGCAUCGCUUCUGACAAUUCUGGACCAUUCCUCUUCAGCUUUGUGUUGAGAAAACGAGCAUCAACCAUUGGAACACGUAUUCCGAUUCCCCGAAGAGCCCUAUCAAGAUCUUCCGGUGAUAGUUUGAGAGUUCCUGAUAGAGAGAGCCCUCUUCAUCUGGCAAGUAUGACAGAAAUGAAUCCAGAUUUUCAAUGUGUCAGACAGCUGAUUCUCAACUUGCUCAAUGUGUACAACAAGAGAAAUAAAAAUGUCGUGUCCUCCAUGAACGAGUGCACUGAUGUCCUUCGCGCAAUCCUAAACUCUCCUCAACAUCCGACUGUCAAAAACUGGUGCGCUGAAAUUAUCCACGUCGUCAAUACUCAUGUAGAAGAAGAAGAGCCAACACGAGCAGAGAAUAAUGAGCAAAUUAAUGACGAGUAUUUGGAGAUUCUUUUUGAGAGACAACCACGCGCUUCAUAUGUUUUCAUUUCUUUGUUUCUUUUCUUUUUUUGGUUUUAUGAUUCAUAUAUUUUUUCAACCGUUGUCUUCUUUUUACUGUUCUUUUUACUGAUUUCUUUUCCUACUUCUUCCAUUUCUGCUUCCACCGCUCCCCGAACCCAAAUGAAUCGAAAAUCAAAGGUUCGAAUUUCAAAUCGUGGAAUCUCCGAGCUAGUCCGUAGAGCCACUAUCGGCGCCCUAUUCCCAAAUGGUCCGGUUCCAAGACGAACAAUGCACGAUUUGCCGUCGAUUCGGGAGUUGAUGGAUGAAAGUGAUAUUUUUGAGACGGAGACAGAGACUGAGAACGAGUCAGAUUCCGAAAUUGUCCUCCCAACUGUCAAAGUUACCGUCCCUACCGAUGGAACUGUCCGGAAUUUGGAGGAAUUUAUUUCCAACUACGAUGAACAUUCAUCCGACCGAAUGGCACCUACGAAGGACCUUCGAGCUCCCCGCCGUUCCCUCCACAUUGGUGCAUUAAUCCCAGACCCCAAACAACUAACCGCCAAACUCAAACGCUCCAAAUCUCUUCCCAAAAUUCAAAACAUGGAUCAAAUCAAAGCGGCAAUACGACGAAAAAGCUCUCUACGAAAGUGGUUUGCUACUCGGACGGUUGCCGGGCGACGGAAUAGCAACAACACGAACAACUACGAAUGUAAACGAACCUCAAUUACUCACGAAGACUUUCUGGCACAAAUGCGCAAUGUUACUCGGAAUACGCUGAAACACCUUUUGUUCCCCGACAAGAAAAGUGAGAUUCGUAUUGUGAGAAUGACCAAUGAGAAGUUUCAUGAUGUCGAUGAGUUGGCAAAACAGAUUCAUGCAUUGUCAAUUGUUUCAGGAGUUCAAGACAUCAAGAAAUAA